Neomonachus schauinslandi (Hawaiian monk seal) is the source of this 4928-nucleotide messenger RNA. RefSeq names its product transmembrane protein 87B (gene TMEM87B). Gene Ontology annotation, cellular component: membrane; Golgi apparatus. The transcript has 19 exons. The coding region runs from base 5 to 1666 and encodes 553 amino acids. Lineage: Eukaryota; Metazoa; Chordata; Mammalia; Carnivora; Phocidae. Gene Ontology annotation, biological process: retrograde transport, endosome to Golgi. The record is from RefSeq and is a predicted model, not a curated record.
CAAGAUGGCCGUCUCCUGCCGCUUCGCGGCCCGGCUCCAGCCCAGCCGCCGCCUUCCUGUCGGGGCCCCGCUGCUUCGCGUCGCCCUCUACCUCCUGUGCUGGGCCCCGGCGGCUGUGGACGCCGUCCCGGAGCUCGGGCUCUGGGCAGCGACGGUCAACGACAAAUCAGGACCUUUGAUAUUUAGAAAAACUAUGUUUAACUCUACUGAAAUCAAGUUUUCUGUUAAGUCAUUCAGUUGUUCUGGGCCUGUGAAGUUUACCAUAGAGUGGCAUUUGAGGCAUUAUACCUGUCAAAAUGAAUAUUUUAAGCUGGAGGAGGAGCUAUCACAAAAACAGGAUCCUGGUGUUGAAGACUUUUGUGGCCGUUUCAAGAACACUGAAUGUUGGACAACAAAAUAUGAAAACUUAGAUUGCAACAGUGACUUACAGGUGUUUCCCUCACUGACUAAUAAGGAACUAAUUACAAAUACCAGAAAUGUUUCAAACCAGGAAAGAUCAACAGAUGUUGUAGCCCGAACACAGAGAGAUGGGUUUCAUAUCUUUACUGUUUCUAUUAAAACGGAAAAACCAGAAGCAAGAUGGAAUUUGAAUGUUUCUCUUUCUAUGAUUGGGCCUCAUGGAUAUAUUUCUGCAUCAGAUUGGCCUCUGAUGAUUUUUUACAUGGUGAUGUGUAUCGUUUAUAUUUUAUAUGGCGUACUGUGGCUGAUGUGGUCUGCCUGUUAUUGGAAAGAUAUAUUAAGAAUUCAGUUCUGGAUUGCAGCUGUUAUUUUCCUGGGAAUGCUUGAAAAAGCAGUUUUUUAUUCUGAAUAUCAAAACAUCAGCAGCACUGGGCUAUCAACCCAAGGUUUAUUGAUAUUUGCGGAGUUGAUAUCUGCGGUGAAGAGGACAUUGGCUCGCCUCCUUGUGAUCAUUGUGAGCUUGGGCUAUGGCAUUGUGAAGCCCCGUUUAGGAACAGUCAUGCACCGGGUGGUCGGACUGGGGAUUCUUUACUUUAUCUUCGCAGCUGUUGAAGGCGUGAUGAGAGUUAUUGGGGGUUCUCACCAUUUAGCUGUUACUUUUGGUGACAUUAUUUUGGCAGUUAUUGACUCCAUUUUUAUAUGGUUUAUAUUUAUAAGUUUGGCACAAACUAUGAAGACUCUAAGGCUAAGAAAGAACACAGUGAAAUUUUCUUUAUACAGGCACUUUACAAAUACUCUGAUCUUUGCCGUACUAGCUUCUAUAGUGUUUAUGGUGUGGACAACGAAGACAUUUAGAAUUGCAAAAUGUCAAUCAGAUUGGAUGGAACGCUGGGUUGAUGAUGCAUUUUGGAGCUUCCUUUUUUCACUUAUCCUUAUUGUAAUAAUGUUUUUGUGGAGACCAUCAGCAAACAAUCAGAGAUAUGCCUUCAUGCCGUUAAUCGAUGAUUCUGAUGAUGAAAUUGAAGAAUUUAUGGUACCAUCUGAAAAUUUAACUGAAGGAAUAAAAUUAAGAGUCUCAAAAACGGUUUCCAACGGAACAGCUAAACCUACUUCUGAUAAUUUUGAUGAAGAUUUGAAGUGGGUGGAAGAAAAUAUUCCCUCUUCAUUCACAGAUGUAGCUCUUCCAGUAUUAGUGGAUUCAGAUGAGGAAAUCAUGACCAGAUCUGAAAUGGCAGAAAAAAUGUUCUCGUCAGAAAAGAUAAUGUGAUUGGAACCCAUAGAACUGAAACCAGGUUAAUGGUGAGAGACUUCCUCAAGACUGAAAGAGAGCUUUGUUGUGAUAUAGUGCAGCAAGGUUUUAUUGCAUUAUCUUGGAAAUCUGUGUAUUACAACUAAGAAUUCAGGUGGUAGGAGGGUUCUGCGACCGUUUUAAGCUGCUCUGGAAUGUCGGCUUCUUGUCCAUUAAUUGCCUGGAUUUCGAAAUAAUCUAAGAAAAGUAUUAUGAUAAAGAAAUAUGCCCAAAUGCCCUUAGCUGAGAGGUGGCAGGGACGUGGAUUUGGGUCUUCUCUUUUCUCUGGAAAAUAUAUCAAUUCCAGACUUAAAAAUACUUUUUACAUAAAUACUCCUACUAUUCUUCCACUACCCUUUGAGGUAAAUGAUGUGAUUCUUCUGUAGUAUGGUAAAGCAGCAUCUCCAUCUCUUGGGUGUGUAGUUACUAGAUGCAAAAUAAUUUUCUUUGACUUUUAUACUGAAGUGAUUUGAAAUUAAGUAAAACUUGGUUAGCCUUAGAACAUAAGCAUGUUUAUAUGGUUAGCUUUGUUGUGUGGGUGUGUGAGGCUGUGGGUGUGUAUACGUAUUCAUACGGGUCCACACAAAGUCCUUGUCUGUAAAUAUCACUGUGCACACCAAACCGCAGAGUUGGGUCCCCUCUGUCUGGGCUCAGGGGAACACAAGAACACAGGAAAGAGGUCUUGAUGGUCACUUCCAAGGAUCUGCUCUGCCAUUGUCCCCUCACUCAGGCCAUAUGUGCACGUGCUGCUGCGGAAUCUGUCUGGGGCAGGUGCUAGACAUGUCGCCACAUCGCAGUUUCUCUCCGGCAAGCUGGGGGACUCAUUACCAGUGACCCUUGUAGACACCAGAACUUCUUUACAUAAUCUUGGUUUAUUUGGUUUCAUAAUGAAACAUAUGUUUAUCUGCACAGUAUAUCACUAUUAAUCUUGUAAUUAAUUUCUUAACCUUCAACCAUGUUUUACAUAUCAUUUUGUUACAUUAUAUAUGUAAUACAUGAUUUGAAAAUUUUUUGUUUUAAUAUUUUUUUAAGUGCAGAACAUUCUAAACUUGAAAGGUAGUUGAAUGUAGAAUGUUGGAAAUGUGAAUGUUUUGCUGCUUUCAUGACCAAAGAUACAGGGCUAGUGGACAUUUAGAAUAGGAAUAAAAGUUAGAAUCUUGUAUAUCUUUCUUUGAAGAGGUUCUAACCUUGUGAAUUGAGAAUGACUUCAGAGAAUUUUGACUGAGAAGCAUUUAAAGCUUUAACCAGUACAAACACUUAAGUAUAACUGUUAAUUUAUUUUCAUUGUGAGCCACAAAACAAAAUUUUUUCUUUCAAGAGCCUACCUUUUCAAUUUAUUUCUCAUUUACUCUUGUCAUAGGAGUUAGCAAAAAAAAAAAAAAAUUCUAGUAAUAAUGUGUCUUGAAAGAUACUUUCAAAUUUAUUUUUGAUAGAGAACACUGAAUGGUUUGGGGCAUCCUUCCUAGGAAAAGAAUGUCAGUUAGUGUGGGUUCCAUUCCUUAUUUCCAUUUCUGCCACAAUAAUGGGCCCCCACCCACUACAUUUCCCAGCAUUUAUGUCCAUUCUGGCUUUGGUAUAUUUUACCCUGGGCCCAGUUGUUUCAGAGCCGGAGGUGACCCUGCCUUCUUAUUCCUAACAUUUUUCUCUACUACCAUUCCCAGAUUUUGAGGCAGACCCCCAACUCAUCAUAUGACUCCAGCUGAAGUUUGAAAUACAGGGUCCUGGGCUUCCAGCCUGUAGGAGCUGCAGAUGUAGUGGGGCAGGAGUGGGGCAUCGAUUGUGAGCACAGGGGACACUGCCUCUGACAUAACCUCAAUAGUGGGUAUAAAAACAUCUCUGCGGCUGGAGUGAUAAAGGAUGCGACGUGUAUAGCUCAGCUACAGGCUGAAAAGCAAACUUUUCUCAUCUUCUAGAGAAAGCAGGUUUCCCUCCUGAUAACCUUGUCAGAAAUGUUGUUUUUCCAAGGGCAUAUAUCUGUCACUUUCAGUGAUAAUUGUGUCGUCAGUUGAUGUCUCUUGACCUGAAUUGAGUAUUCCUAUGGAAGGUCCUCUUAGCCCCCUCAUAUAAAUAGGAGGGGGUGUCCUAGGGCUGUAGCUGUGGUUCGUCUGAAGGACACUGGGGAAAAGUGAUACCUGGGGCCAUUGUACAGCCCUUUAUCCCAGCUUCUGCACAAAGUGUCCAGAAACUGGCCAUCAAAGCUUUUGAGUUUAUCAGAUCAGUUUAUUCUUGGGAUGCCACCAAGAUGGGUCUCAUUAUAAAUGAAGGAAUCUGAGAAGAGUCCAGUUUUAUGUGUUUCUAGACAAAAUGCUUAAGUGUUCUAAUGCAAGUCAUGUUAGAUUUAUAUGAUGUGUGAAAUUUGCUUACAAGGGAAUUUUCAUGAUUUGAGUUAGAUUAGCAUUUAAUUAUCUGCUUUAAAGGAUAGUUAAUUUAUUUCAAAAAUAAAAAAUAGAUGAAUAUGUGAAUUUUUUAAGACUGAGAGAUGAUGUCCUUUACUUUUCCUGUAAAGAAGAUAAUUUUUAAAUCUUUCAUAUCCUGUAGAGAAAACCAACUUUUCCUCUGUGAUACAGUACAUUAUGUUUGCACUACUAUAAUGUCAAGACUGAAAGUAUAAAAAAUGUACAUAUAAGAUUGAUUUUUAUAUCUUUUUUUAAAAAGGGGUUUGAGGUGCCUGCCUGGCUCAUUCAGUAAAAAAUACGACUCUUAAUCUUGGGAUCGUGAGUUCGAGCCCCACGUUGGGGGUAGAGUUUACUUUCAAAAUAAAUAAAAGGGGUUUGAGUUUGUUGCACUAAGCUAUAUAUGACUAGUUUAGAGAGAUGUUAUGCUAGAUUUAAAAAUCACUAGUUUUCUUAAUGUGUCUUUGUAUGAUCAACAGCAUGCAAUAAGCAAUACAAAACACCAAGCCUUAUACUUACAAGAAAGAAGUUUAACAUAUUGAUAAAGUUCUAAACAUAUCAAAUGUAUAUAAGUGACAAAAGUAGGAUUUUAAGGAAAUGUACAGUAUCUAUAGAAGCUCAGUACUGCAUUAAGAAACUUCUUUAGAACUAGGAAAGCAUUCAUGUAUUUGAGGAGAAAAUUCAGGGGUUUGAGAAGUUCUAUUUUUCUAUUUAAAAGGGUUAAAUUAUUGUAUAAUUUGGAAGAAGUUGCUUUGGAUGUAGGACAAAACUGUUUCAAAGAUUUUUGUUUGAAACGUUGAUGUAUUUUUGUGCCUUAAUAUUUGUUCUGACUUUUAAUAAAAUGCUUU